CCUAAUUACUUAUGAGUAAUACAUAAUUAUUUAUGAGUAAUAUUAUUCUCGCCAAAGCGUUGUGUAGUUAACAAAACGAUAAGAUUACGCAAGUAAGUAAAGUGUGAAAACAUUUGCGAUGGAGUAUAUAAAGGGAGAAACAUUCUGAAUAUUUUGUUACUGUAUUCGCUUUCGUCGUCAGGACCAUAGAAAAGAGUAACUUCUUAUAAUUUGAUUGACUGUCGAUCAUGUAUCUAUAUUGUCGACUGUUAAUUGCUUUCGCAUGGAUGCUUGUCACCAUCACGUCAAUAGGAACAGUCCAUCAUGGAGGGAAUCAUACUGAUGAUGAUGAUGACGAUGAUGACAAUGACUGGUUAAACAUGGUUCCGAAUUAUGAAACAGGACUAAGGACUGCGCAAUGGAGCGAAAAGAUGAACGUAAAUCCUGACGAAUUGGGUAACUACUUCGAAGGAGAUAUCAUGGUCGCAAAUGACAUUACAAGAAAUGUAUUGAGUGAUGACCGCGAGUAUGCUAUUUGGGAAUGGUGGUCUGAUGGCGUUAUCCCUAUCGUAAUCGAUGGUGAUUUUGAUGAAAAAGGACACGAACAUAUACAUCAAGCAAUAAAUGAAUUUAAAAAGCGUACAUGUAUGGAAUUUAAAGAUAGAACUAACGAAGAUAACUAUGUCAAAAUCAGUAGCGAUUAUUCUGGAUGCUGGAGCGAGAUUGGCAGAAAAGGCGGUGAACAAAAAAUGAAUUUGCAGAUUCCUGAAUGUUUAGGAAAGGGUGUUAUCAUGCAUCAGUUUAUGCACGUCGCUGGCUUUUCUCACGAGCACACCAGAUCAGACCGAGAUAAUUAUGUAAAAAUCAAUUGGGAAAAUAUUCAAGAAGGUGCUAAAAGGAACUUCAAAAAAGCUGAGAUGAAUUGGAGUGAUUUUGAAAUUCCUUAUGAUUAUGACAGCAUAAUGCAUUCUUCAGCGUACGCGGGCGGCGUACGUGAUCACGUAAAAACUAUUAUCCCCUUAAAAGAUUCAUACGUAAAAAUCGGCCAGAGAGAGCGUCUCAGCGACUUGGACGUUAUGAAGAUAAAUGUAAUGUAUAAUUGCUCAUCGGUGUCACACAAUCAAGUUAUGUAGAAAUCAUCCUGGAAUUAUAUCCUGCAUCAAAAUAAAUCUUAUUAAUUUUGCGAUGUUAAUAAUGCAUAAACAAAAAAUUAAUCUUAGCUGUAAUUUUCAUAUCCUAACUGUAAGUUUUUAAGUGAUAUCACUGUUCAACACCAUUAUGGAAUAUAAAUAUGAAUAGUCAUUUUCGAUGUAUUUUUGCCUGCUGACCGUAAAUCCGUUGUCUAAAUUUGACGUUACUUCACAAUUUUGAGAAAAGUGAGAUCAAAGAGAUAUAAAGAAUGACGAUUUUAAUGGUUUUCAUGACAUGAUAGCAUCGGCAGCUAAUUUUAUUUCUAAGUUUCGUUUAUAUUACGCGGAAUUAAUAUUUUAGAUUUAAAAAGCAUUUUGGCUGAUUUCGAUAUCAUUUUUCGUUUUCGAAAUAUAUUAAUUUGAAUAUAGUUCUCUCUUUUCUCGUAUAACAACGUCAUGAAA
Trachymyrmex cornetzi is the source of this 1571-nucleotide messenger RNA. RefSeq names its product high choriolytic enzyme 1-like. The record is from RefSeq and is a predicted model, not a curated record. Bases 228 to 1112 code for a protein of 294 amino acids. Lineage: Eukaryota; Metazoa; Arthropoda; Insecta; Hymenoptera; Formicidae. Gene Ontology annotation, molecular function: metalloendopeptidase activity; zinc ion binding. The transcript is spliced from 4 exons. Gene Ontology annotation, biological process: proteolysis.